This is a messenger RNA of Closterium sp. Yama58-4, 1404 nucleotides long. Lineage: Eukaryota; Viridiplantae; Streptophyta; Zygnematophyceae; Desmidiales; Closteriaceae. The record is from the annotation of a GenBank genome assembly.
AUGGCGGCCUUAGCAGCUCGAUCGGAACCACCAAUCGCUCCGUUACGAGGAUAUCCGCUGGUGCCGAUAACUGUUACAGGCCAUGUCUCCCCUCCUUACACGAAGCAUCCAUUCUCUUCCGCUUAUCCAUCGCCGUACAUCUCCCCUCCCCGCGCUCCGCCAUAUCUUCCCCCACACGAGCAACCUCCGCCCAUCCCAUCCGCCGCGCCCGCGGUCUUCCCCUCCCCGCACUUCAACUCCCCCCAUUCCCCGCGGUCCCCUUACUCCCCCCGUUCCGCUCGAUCUCCGCCGACGUAUUCCCUUUCCGCCUGCUCCCCCGCCACCUCCCCGCCACUCGCUUCCCCCUUCCUCCCCAACUCCAUUGCGGAAGCCGCGCGCUCGUUUCUAUCAUCCGCCGUCCUCUCCCCCUUGGGGGAAACGAUCAUGGCGUCCGCGGUGGCGGGGGAGGGCCGCGGGGGAGUCGGCGGAGUCGCUCCGGGGAGACGCGCUGAAGCAGGCGCAAGCAGCGGCGCGGCUAAAGGCGACGGUAGGGACGGCUGCGCUGGGGGCGCGAGUGCGGGGGACGGCGGAAGGAACCCCGGAGGAGCAGGCGGAGCUGGCGGAACGGCGCUGGGCGGAGAAAGACUGGCGGGCGGAAGCGCCUCCGCUCGGCGCGCUGCGGAAGAGGAGGCGGCGGUAACAAUGGGUCCCGCGGCGAUCUUCGGGGCUCCGCUGAGAGGCGGAGCGUCGGCGGUGGCGGCGGGCGCAUGGGGGUCAUCCGCGCAAGCCGCCGCGUUACAUGCGCCUUCGUUACAAGCACUUCCGCAGCAGCUGCCGGCAGGAUCGCGGCGCUACCCGUACAUGCACACGGCCAUCUACGGAUGCGCGCUAUGCACGGCGGGGGUCACGGCCAUCGUGUUCCCCAUGGCCUUCACAGUCACGCUCGAGCUGCUCCUGGCCAUUGUCCUAGCAAUAGGAGGGCUCGCGUCACUAGCAGCGUUUCUGCUGCAGCGUUCUGCUCCCGGCGCGCCGCUCUUCCUGCUGCUCGCGUGCCUCCACACCGUCACUGCACUGCUGCUGCUGCUCUUCCCCUCCUUUGGCGCCCUCGGCCUCACUCUCGCCCUCGCAGCCUGGUUCAUGGCCAAGGGUGUGAGCAAGCUGUCCUUUGCACACUCCCUCUCCUCCUCCCACCCGCCUUCCUCCUCUCCCUCCUCCUCACUCAUCACAGCAGCAGCCGGCACUCUGUCCCUCGUUUUUGGAGUUACUCUAGCACUCUGUGCUCCCUUCAAUGCCACGUGGCUCUUUGCUCUCCUGCUUGGAACGGAUCUGCUUGUAACGGGGACAGCUGCUCUGUUUCUGGCAGCGUCUGCCUCUGCUGCUGCAUCAGGUGAGCUGCAUCCUCUGGCUCCUUCACAGGUGGUGUAA